CCUGCAUGCACGAAUAUGACCAGAAUGCAUACCUGCUGGACCUUGCCUGGGCCUUCCUAGUUAUAUCCAGCAUCACCUGCUUCUGUCUGUUUGUGGGCCUCAUCAGCACCAUCUUCUUCACCAGCUCCAACCUGCCCAUGCUGGAUUUUUUCCUCUUCAUCUGCAGCAUCAUGUCAGGGACCAGCAUCGUACUGGCUGUCCUGUUCUACCUACUACAGGCCAACAAGUAUAUGCAGGAAGGCAUGACCUACACUCUGGGGAUCAGCUUCUACUUGGCUUGGACAGGCGUCUUCCUCUUCCUCAUCACCGGUUUCUUCUCCUAUCUGAAUUACAUCAAUUUCUGGUCCAUCCUGGCAAUUCAGGCAGUCUGGACUUAGGCCAUGGGAUGAUCCCACUGCUGGACGGCUCUCGUGGCUCCUCGUUGAACACCUGACAGGCCUGCUCCA
This is a messenger RNA of Dipodomys ordii (Ord's kangaroo rat), 446 nucleotides long. Its product is annotated as transmembrane protein 202-like. Lineage: Eukaryota; Metazoa; Chordata; Mammalia; Rodentia; Heteromyidae. The record is from RefSeq and is a predicted model, not a curated record. Bases 6 to 377 code for a protein of 123 amino acids. The transcript is spliced from 4 exons.